This is a messenger RNA of Phascolarctos cinereus (koala), 4564 nucleotides long. It is a transcript of the gene SLC4A1, whose product is annotated as solute carrier family 4 member 1 (Diego blood group). The record is from RefSeq and is a predicted model, not a curated record. Gene Ontology annotation, cellular component: basolateral plasma membrane; plasma membrane. Gene Ontology annotation, biological process: bicarbonate transport; monoatomic anion transport; regulation of intracellular pH. Gene Ontology annotation, molecular function: solute:inorganic anion antiporter activity; monoatomic anion transmembrane transporter activity; bicarbonate transmembrane transporter activity. NCBI's taxonomy places the organism in Eukaryota, Metazoa, Chordata, Mammalia, Diprotodontia, Phascolarctidae.
GGGGGCAUGAGUCAGGGGUUUGUGAGCUGCCCCAGGGUGCGGGACAGAAGGCCAGGUACUGUCAGAGAGGGUGUGAGAUUCAGCUAGUCUGAACGGACACCUAGCACCCCAAGAUCUCUCCAAGGAAACCUAGCCAGCAAAAUAGCAGGUACCCCUCGCACGGGGUAUGCUGGGGCCGAAGCUGACGCUAGAGACUUGAACACCUAGAACCACACCAUGGAGAUAAACGAAUUGGUGUUGGAGGAGAGGCUGGAGAUUGAGGGCUAUGAUGACCCUGGGGCCCCUCCUCCCCAGGAGAUUGUGGAGGAACAAGCAGAUCACGAAGAGCAGCCGACAGCCGCAGACUACCAGACCACAUCAGACCCAGGCACCCACGAGGUCUAUGUAGAGCUGCAGGAGCUGGUGAUGGAUGGGAAGAACCAGGAGCUUCGAUGGAUGGAGGCGGCACGUUGGGUUCGACUGGAGGAGAACCGGGCUGAGGCCGGGGGUUGGGGUCGCCCCCACCUUUCUUGCUUAACCUUCUGGAGCCUCCUGGAACUACAGAAAACUUUUAAAAAGGGCACUGUGAUGCUGGACCUGUCUGAGACCACCCUGCCUGGGAUUGUCAACCAGCUUCUAGACCAAUUCAUCUAUGAAGGUCAAGUGAGGCCCCAGGACCGGGAUGUGCUGCUCAGGGCCCUUCUGGUUAAUCACAGCCAUGAGGGAGAGUUGGAGGCUCUGGGAGGUGUGAAGCCCACGGUGUUAAACCGCUCAGGAGAGCCCUCUGAGCCCCUGCUGGCCCAACAUCCCUCUUUGGAGAACCAGAUCUACUGUGAGCAGGGAGAGGGUUCCUCAGACCACCCAGGGCCAUCUCACAUCCUGGAGAAGAUCCCUCCUGACUCAGAGGCCACACUGGUAUUAGUGGGUCGUGCCUCCUUCCUGGAACAUCCCAUCCUGGGUUUUGUGAGGCUUCGGGAGGCGGCCAGGCUGGAAGCGGUGGACCUUCCAGUGCCUGUCCGCUUCCUCCUGGUGCUCUUAGGGCCUGAGACCCCUCACGUGGACUACACCCAACUUGGCCGGGCUGCUGCCACCUUAAUGUCUGAGAGGGUGUUCCGAAUGGACGCCUACCUAGCCCAUGACCGCAAGGAGCUAGUUCAGUCUCUUGAGGGUUUCUUGGACUGUAGUGUGGUACUGCCUCCCACGGAUGCACCCUCAGAGUCAGCCUUGCGCACCCUGGUACCCAUGCAGCAAGAAUUGCUUCGAAGACGCUACCAGCUCAGCCCCUCUAAACCUGAUCCUGACUUCUACAAGGGAUUAGACUUGAAUGGGGCUCCAGUGGGCCAGGAUGACCCCUUACAGAGGACAGGCCACCUCUUUGGGGGUGUGGCUCGGGACGCUCGGCGCCGGUACCCCAAGUACCUGAGUGACAUCACAGAUGCACUUAGCCCUCAGGUCCUCGCGGCUGUGGUCUUCAUCUACUUCGCUGCCCUCUCACCAGCCAUCACCUUUGGUGGCCUCCUAGGGGACAAGACUCAGAACCUGAUGGGGGUGUCAGAACUACUCAUCUCAACAGCAGUACAGGGCAUCCUCUUUGCCCUGCUGGGUGCCCAACCUCUGCUUGUGCUUGGCUUCUCAGGACCCCUGCUUGUUUUUGAAGAGGCCUUCUUUGGGUUCUGUGAAAGCAACAACUUCGAAUACAUCGUGGGCCGGGUGUGGAUUGGCUUCUGGCUGGUGCUGCUGGUGGUCCUGGUAGUGGCCUUUGAGGGAAGCUUCCUGGUGCGCUACAUCUCUCGCUAUACCCAGGAAAUCUUCUCCAUCCUCAUCUCUCUCAUCUUCAUCUAUGAGACCUUCUCCAAACUUAUCAUGAUUUUCCAAGAACACCCACUGAAGAGAGACUAUACCUACAAUGUGAGCUGGGUCCCCAAGCCCAGGGAGGCCCUGCCCAACACCGCCCUCCUCUCCCUCGUGCUCAUGGCUGGGACAUUUUAUUCUGCCAUCACAUUUCGCAAGUUCAAGAACAGCUCUUACUUCCCUGGAAAGCUACGCAGAGUAAUUGGAGACUUUGGUGUUCCCAUUUCCAUCUUCCUUAUGGUCGUGGUAGAUAUAUUCAUUAAAGACACCUAUACCCAGAAACUCAAAGUGCCCAAAGGCUUUUCAAUCUCUAAUGAAACUGCCAGAGACUGGUUCAUCCACCCCCUGGGCUUGUACAAGAUUUUCCCCCUCUGGAUGAUGUUUGCUUCUGCUGUGCCAGCUCUGCUUGUCUUCAUCCUCAUCUUCCUGGAGACACAGAUCACCACGCUCAUCAUCAGCAAGCCCGAGCGGAAGCUGAUCAAAGGUUCGGGUUUCCACUUGGACCUGCUGCUGAUCGUGGGUAUGGGCGGGGUGGGCGCCCUGUUUGGGAUGCCCUGGCUCAGUGCCACCACUGUGAGGAGCGUGACCCAUGCCAAUGCCCUCACUGUCAUGAGCAAGGCCAGUGCUCCCGGCGAUCGGGCUCAAGUCCAAGAGGUUAAGGAGCAAAGGCUCAGCGGACUCCUGGUCUCAGUGCUUGUGGGUGUGUCCAUCUUCAUGGAACCCAUUCUGUCAAAGAUCCCCCUGGCUGUUCUUUUUGGCAUUUUCCUAUACAUGGGAGUCACGUCCCUGAGUGGCAUUCAGCUCUUUGACCGAAUUCUGCUCCUCCUGAAGCCUCCCAAAUACCACCCUGAUGUGCCCUAUGUCAAGCGGGUGAAGACUUGGCGUAUGCACCUGUUCACUUUUAUCCAAAUCAUCUGCCUGGCAGUACUGUGGGUGGUAAAGUCGACACCGGCCUCCCUGGCACUGCCUUUUAUCCUCAUCCUCACCGUGCCCCUGCGCCGAUUCUUGCUGCCCCUUAUCUUUGGAAACUUGGAACUCCAAUGUCUUGAUGCUGAUGAUGCUGAGGUCACCUUUGAUGAAGAAGAAGGCAGAGAUGUGUAUGACGAAGUACCCAUGCCCGUGUGAGCUGGGAAGAUGAAGCUGGAUCCAAGAUUGCCCCAGACAUUCUCCCCUGCUCUCUCAGGGCAUGGACAUCUCCUUCAUUGCCACCGGUGUUAGGGAAGUCCAUACCUAUUCUGGAUGGAAACAGGGGACCCUGCACUGGCAAAGCACUCCCUUUGGGCCCAAGAUGACUGCCCAUUGCUAGGGUUGGGGAGCUGAAGAUACGGGAGGGGGUAAGGAGGAACUGCUAGGGAAAACUAUUAUUUAUAGGUUUGUUUUGCUACUUGUAUAUUGUGCCCCAAGGAAUUAAGAGCGUCAGGGGAAUCUCUCUGGCCCUCAGUUUCCCCAUCUGUAAAAUGAGGGAAUUAGACUAAAUAUCCUCUAAGAUUCUUUCCAGCUCUUAGUCCUGGGAUUCCUCAAUUUGUGUCCCUUUAGCCACACAUUCUUACACACACACACACACACACACACACACACACACAUCACUGUCAUACACACAUACACACAUGCAGAUACACACCUUCUCACACCUUCAUACAAUCAUAAAAACAUGGACAAUUAAGACUGGAAGGGACCUUAGACAGCAUUUCAUUCAAAUCUCUAAUUUUCUAGAGGAAACUGAGACCCAGAGAAAGGUACUUAUAGUUAGUUCAUGGAAGAACCAGGCCAGAAGCCUGUCUGCUAUUAUUGCCAGACUCCAAUUAUACACUGUGGGGCAUCUAAACAAUCUGCCAGCAGCUGCUGUGUGGCUUGGGACCAGACAGGAGUUGGGUAAGGGGGAAAUCUUGGCCUUCCUGCAUUCCUGUUUUCCCAGGCCUAUGCAACCUGGAAACUUCCUGACUGUCCAUCCCAUCUGAUGAACUUGGUGCUAAAAAGGCUUUGCCCCACAUCCGGGGGUGGGAGAGUUGGAAGGAGUGAUCAGGGCAAGAAUUUAGAAUGAUUUCACCACUUUCCUGCACACACUCCAGCAAAAAGUUAACUGAGCCUCCUCCAAGUAGCCUCAGUCAAUAGGAUUUAAGUGUGUGUGUGUACGUGUGUGUGUGUGUGUGUGUGUGUGUGUGUGUGUGUGUGUGUGUUGGGGAUGGGGGGGUAGGAGGGAAGAGCGGGGAAAGAUUUAGCCUUUGGGAAGAAAGAAAAUUUGACUAGGAAUAGAUGGUCAGAAAGAAUAGCAAAGGGGAGGUAGGGUUUGUAAUUUAUUGUGUAUUUCAUAAGAAGAGAUUUAAUCACAUUUUAGCUUUAACACCUGGGGAAUCAGGGACCUACCUCAUUCUCCUCAGCACAAACUUUUGGAAAGACAAAGAAUUGGGUGAGGAGAGAGUAGGAAUUCCCCCAGGAAGUAGGGAGGGACAAAUCUAUUUUUUUACAAAACAAAAAUAUAAAAAGAGUCAGAAGAACCUGUAAUUGGGGAGAAGGGCAACUCGGAAGAAAGACACAGUGACCUGGGGAUGAUGAUGAUACAUUUGGCUUCCAUUCCUGGAAGCUGAGCCCUCCUCUUUCCCAUCCCCCUUUCCCUGCUACUGCUGGGAAAAGGUGAUGAGGGGAUUACUCAAAGAAAACAACGAUCAAAAAAACAUCCUCUCCCAUUGCUUGUAAAUUUGUUUUGCCAAUAAAUCCAUUUUUUACUGCCUCUGAA